ACCUGGAAAAUAAAACAGGAGGAACAAGGAGAGUUGAUUGAAGAAAAAGAGGAGAAUAAAGAAUCAAGUGAAGUUGAGGAGACAAAUCAUGUCAAAACUGGAGAAAAACCUUUGAGUUGCUCUCAAACCAAACAGAAAGAUUUAAAGAAAACAAGAGCCAAUAAAUCUUUCACCUGCACUCAGUGUGGAAAGAGUUUCACACACAAAUAUGGUCUUGAGCGUCACAUGAGAAUUCAUAUAGGAGAGAAGCUAUUCACUUGUGAUCAGUGUGGGAAGAGUUUCACAGAAUCAGCAACCCUUAAGGUACACAUGAACAUCCACACUAGAGAGACGCAGCACACAUGUGAUCAAUGCGGUAAAAUGUAUUUAUGGGCUUCAGUUCUGAAGAAACACUUGAAAGUUCAUACAAAGAAGAAGCCACAUUCAUGUAAUUUGUGUGGUAAUAGUUUUUUGCGUCCACAAAAUUUGAAAGAACAUCAGAAAAUACAUACGGCUGUGGGAGAGUACAUGUGCUUUGAGUGUGGAAAGACUUUUACUUCAGCGAGCAGUUUAAAACUGCAUGAGAGGAUUCACACUGGAGAAAAACCUUAUAAGUGUUCACACUGCGACAAGAGAUUCAGUCAGUCAAUACAUCGGAAAACACAUGAGAGGAUCCACACUGGAGAGAAACCUUAUAAGUGUUCACACUGUAACAAGAGAUUCAAUCAUUCAACACAUCUGAAAACACAUGAGAUGAUCCACACUGGAGAGAAACCUUAUAAGUGUUCACACUGCAAUAAGAGAUUCAAUAAGUCAGGAGACCUGAAAACACAUGAGAGGCUCCACACUGGAGAGAAACCUUAUAAGUGUUCACACUGUGACAAGAGAUUCAAUCAGUCACCAAAUCUGAAAACACAUGAGAGGAUCCACACUGGAGAGAAACCUUAUAAAUGUUCACACUGUGACAAGAGAUUCAAUCAGUCAACACAUCUGAAAACACAUGAGAGGAUUCACACUGGGGAGAAACCAUAUCACUGCACUGCAGGUGGGAAGAGUUUCAUUCAAUCAUCUGCUUUACACAGUCUUACAAAAAAACAAUAACAGUAAGGCCCAUCCACACGGAGACACAUUUAGCUUUAUACAUAAAUAUUUUGUAUCGUAAUGCCAUUUUUCCAGAUGGAUCCAGUGUUUUAGUAGCCUGAAACCACUAUUUUUUGCAAAUGGGUCCCAGAGUGGAUAAAUCUGAAAAUGACACCUUUGCGUUUUGUGUGUACAGCCAAUCUGUAUAUUUUGUGAAACAAUGAUGUCAUCACCUGAUGUCUCGACCCUAGUCAGACACCGCUACAUCACGUAACAACAACAACAGCGGUGGACUGGACUACAUGCUUGUGUUUAUGCUGCAGAAGCUACUGUAUAUUAGCUUUACUAUAUUAGCUUUACUAACUUUACUAGCUUUUUUGUUGUUGUGAUGGGUUUGGAUACGGCGCACAAGGUUUAUAAACAUGAUCCAAGUCGUCUUCUCCAUUUUUAAUGUAUCUCUGUGGCAGAAUUACAGUGCCACAUACUGGUCUUGCAUGUAUACUACAUCAUUUUGAGUCGGUUUCAGUGGUUUCUUGUGUACGCAGAUGUUUCUUGAGACGCCAUGUUUACGAAAGAAAAA
This is a messenger RNA of Sinocyclocheilus grahami, 1639 nucleotides long. Its product is annotated as zinc finger protein 239-like. The record is from RefSeq and is a predicted model, not a curated record. The transcript has 2 exons. Gene Ontology annotation, biological process: regulation of gene expression. NCBI's taxonomy places the organism in Eukaryota, Metazoa, Chordata, Actinopteri, Cypriniformes, Cyprinidae. The coding region runs from base 226 to 1080 and encodes 284 amino acids. Gene Ontology annotation, cellular component: nucleus.